AUGUUUGACGCAGUGUAUCUGUUGUCUUGCGAGGGGAAAGUGCUGCUGUCUCGGAGUUUCCGAGAAGUUCCUGCUGCUCACUUGGCAGCAUUUUGUCGGAGUCUGUUUGCUCGGGUGUACGUACACCCCGCGCCCCCCGUCUUCUGCGCGGGCGAGGGAAGAAACAAAACGACAUUUCUGUACAUUUGCUGCGCAGCAGCAGCAGCAGCAGCAGACGCGGAGGCUGCGGGCGCCGCUGCUGCUGCUGCUGCUGCUGCUGCGGGCCCCGCUGCUGCUGCUGCUGCUGCUGCGGGGCUGCAGGCCGCGCUGCAGCGCACGCAGGCCGCGCUGCGCCACAGGGGCCAGGGGGGCCUCGUGGCAGCACUUGCAUGCAGAGGCAAUCCCAAUGCUGCAGCAGGACUUGUGCUGCUGCGGCAGCUGCUGCUGCUGCUGCAGGAGUGUGCGGGGCGUGCUGCAGCGCCGGGGGCUCCGCUGGGGCCCCCGGGGGCCCCCGGGGGCCCCCCGGGCUCGCGGGGGCCCCUGGGGGCCCUGGGGGCCCUGGGGGCCCUGGGGGCCCUGGGGCUCCGCAGGGGCCCCCCGGGGGCCCUCGACGAGGCCUUCAUAAGGGCGCAUGCAGCAGCAGUUUUGCAGCUUCUUGACGAGGCCCUCGACAGCGGAAUUCCGCAGAGUUCGGAGCCGCAGCUGCUGCUGCUGCUGGCGGAGGCGAGCAGCAGCAGCAGCAGCAGCAGCAGCAGCAGCCGCUGGGGCGCCCGCGGCUUCC
Molecule: messenger RNA, 760 nt
Organism: Eimeria necatrix
Lineage: Eukaryota; Apicomplexa; Conoidasida; Eucoccidiorida; Eimeriidae
Exons: 1
Source: RefSeq, a predicted model, not a curated record